Cydia strobilella is the source of this 5879-nucleotide messenger RNA. RefSeq lists its product as uncharacterized. The record is from RefSeq and is a predicted model, not a curated record. The transcript is spliced from 22 exons. The coding region runs from base 556 to 4218 and encodes 1220 amino acids. NCBI's taxonomy places the organism in Eukaryota, Metazoa, Arthropoda, Insecta, Lepidoptera, Tortricidae.
CAAACAAGUAUGAUUACUUUCAAAUAAAGAAUUGUAAUGCAAACAAUCACCUACACAGCAGCGCCGGUGCUAUACUAAUAGACCAAAUAAAAGGUUCGAUUGCGUCGGCGUAGCAAAUGUCAAAACCGCCGAGAAAUUCACGGGCACAUGCGCAGUGGAAGUGCGAUCAAUGCACCCCUGUGGUGCGCGCGCCCCCGGCCUCGGCAUUCUACGCAGUACAUCACAAAAACACCGUCUGGAAAACCUGGGUGCACUCAUCCGCGAUCGACAAAAAAUUCAUUAUAAAACUCUUAAGCCAUUCAAUCUGACUACGCGGCUCAUCGCAUCUCGUUAAGGACACCCACACGCUAUACCCCCGCGGGGUCUGAGUGUUGCAUCUCGGCAGUUUGAUCGCGUGACUCAUCGGAUUCUCCCGAAUUUUGCGAAUUCGUUGUUAUCGCGUUUUGUGGUUGUGCUGGUGGUAUCAGUGCGUGCUUGGACUGCUCGGAUGCAGGUGGGCCGGCGGGCUGGUGAGGGGCCGCGGCGCCUGGCGGAGCAGUGAAGUCAAGCCGCAGGAUGGACGACUGUACAGACAUCUUCUAUGACGACGAUACUGACGCGCAGUGCGAUAUGGGUCACUCAGAGUCCAAGGGUGCAAAGAAGCGCGACAAGAGCGUAGGCAACGGCAACGGGAAGCCCAGCCGUGGGGUGGCUACGUCGUUCGGGUUUCGAAGGCGGCCUGCUAGCACAUCUCGCGCCGACGACAACGCUAGGCGCAAGAAGGCGCAGGACAAGAAUGGAAAUGGAGCAGGUUCUACGGAGGACCUACGAGCCGAGGAGGUGUUGUCCGGACGCUCGACACCCCUCGCGCGACCCCGCAAGGAGGCCGUCGGCCAGCCACUACGGAGCAACAGGUUCGGUUUGAGGCAGCAGCCGUGCAGGACGGCGCGCGUCGGCGACGUGGGCCCGACCGCCGAGCCGGCCUUCGCGACGCACAAGGAGUCCAUCAACAACAAUGCACUUGAUAAGAAAAGUACAAAUUACCCACCCCUAUCGCAAGUGACUACGAGCGCGGUGACCACCAUAGUAGGCGCCGGCGGGCAGCCCAAGACCGUCACCAAACAAACCGUCAUCCUCACCUAUCAGACGCAGCAGUAUCCUGUACAGGAAGGUCGUAUCAAACAGACGCGGUUCGAAUGUCCACGAGCGCCUUCCGCCACGCGCUCCCAGACCCCAUGUGAAAAGCCACCAGGAAAAUACACCCUUCAGACCAAUCAGCUGCCGCGCCCGCAGUACCCUGCUGUCAAGCACAUCGACAAUACGAAAAAUGCUAAACAAGUCGUGAAUAAUAAUAGAAAAGCCGGUGCUUCCGUGGAAGGAUGGAGGGAAGGUGCUAGCUCGGCCGUGUCGUCGGACUCGGGCGUGUACACCGGCGAGGCGGAAGGCUCGCCGCGCACCCGGCGCCGCCCGCGCAACCUGGAGAUGGUGAUGCGAGGCGCGCACAGCUUCCACCUGCGCGAGCUGCAGGACGACCUCGACAUCAUGGAUGACGCAGUAAUAACCGGCCACACUGUCAUCCCCCUUCCCAAACUUCCCAGCUCCUUCGACGAAGAUUUGUCCCCCAUCUACCAAGCCCCGUCCCCUCCCCCCUACAGCGUACCCUCCCCCGUGGUCCCCAAGCCCUCGCCCGUGGCAGACAGCUCGCGCCAGUCCCCCAUGUCCACCCUGGAACGGUAUCGGACCAGGACCAGGCCAAGCAGGAUACAAACAGUGGAUUAUAAGAAUGAAGAGAAGUUUGUGUUGGAUAAAGCUCAGCCUGAAAAAUUGAAUAAGCAGAACUCAUUCAUCAAAUCGUCAAGCGGCGUGGUGUCUCCGACGACCGUGUCGAGCAAGGAAUCGAGCCCGUCAUGCAAGAGUGAGGAGAGCCACUUCGGUAACAGCAGUGUUUGGCAGAGCCAUGCCGCCGGCGAAGCUAUGGCCACCAGAUCUCAAGACGACGUGUCCAUCGCGCUGAGCGUGUCGAGCUGCGAGGAUGACAAGUCGAAGCUCGGCGAUCUCCCGAAGGUCGACGAUCCACCAAAGAAAACCAUCGUGAUCGACGACCCGCCCGUGCCGCAUCCGUUGCUCAUGAAGUCGCUGACGCUGAGCCAGCACGACUCGCUGCGCGGGACCAUGAUGGGUUCAAUGACAAGCUCCAACUACAGCACAACAAGCACUUGCACAAACCAAAGCGUGGAUCACCAUCUAACGCUCACCUUAGAAGAGUCCAAAUUCGACAUAUCAGCCCUAGAGAUUUCCACCCAAAGCCUAUUGGACGACGAGACAUCCCCAGCGGACAGCCUCAUCUCUUCCACCAGUACUAGUGACUCGGUGAACGAGCUGGUGGUUGAGAGAGACCCGCCAUCUAUUUCGUCGGCGUAUCAGACGGCCAAUACUAAGACCAAGUCGCCGGAGCCGGCUGAUGAGGAUGGAGUGGAUGGGGAGCUGUUACAGACUGCUAAUGAAGUAGUCGAGGAGACUAGGAACGGCGAGGACAGCAAAAACGUGUCGCCAGAAUCACCAGGCACGCCCACACACGCCUCGGGGUCCCUGUCGCUCUCCGACGGCCGGGAUUUCUUCGACGAUGAGAUCGCUGACCAGCCAGCCCUGCUGUUCAGGAAAAACAACGAGGGGAGUCCGCCAAGCAAGCAGGAAUCGGAGAACAGUAAGCAACUGAGGAGGUCCAGGGAACGUAUUCCCGCAAGUCCGUUAGCUCAAAGAAAUCGUAAAGUGAACGGGCUGAGGAAUGGCGGCGCAGAACGGACACCUUCUCUGGACACGUUAUCCAGCCUAGCGUCUGACGACCUGAUGAUGGACAAUGACCUCGCGCGAUCCGUCACCAGCCUGCAGAGCGUCGACGAUUACAUCGAAAGGCUAGACAGUUCUCUACGCAGCGGCCUCAACUCCCUGGACGAGCGUCAGCUCCGCCAGGAGCUCUCCUCGUCUAAGACCGCCGUGCGCCAGUGGAGUCAGCUACUCGAGCAGAACAACUUCUUGGACCGGCAGCUGGCCGCCAUGGCGCAGGGCAAGAGCACCACGGAGUCGCUCACGGCCAGCAACACCAGCCUGUCCAACAUCGGGGCCAGCCUGCCAGUGCGCACGGCGCGGCUGCUGCAGCGCUCGCGCGCGCAGACGCCGUCAGACGCCGCCAGCGAAGGCACCGCUUCGCCCGCGCCCGCGCCGGCGACUCUGCUCCAGGACGUCGUGGACAUCAAGACGUUACUGCUGCAGCUUAAACGCGUCUUGCAGGAGCCGGGGGACGAGCAUCAUUCGAUGAGUAGCGAAACUCUCGACCCGUUGCUGGCCGCGUGCGCGGAGAGCCCCGCGCGCGUCAACGGGCGCCGGCCCCCCGCCUCGCCGCUGCACCCGGACGCCUGCGCCGAGAUGCGACGGCAGAUCCUCUACCUGCAGAGUCAACUGGAAGAGCGCGACCGGCUGGUGCGCGUGCUGCAGACGCAGAUGCUGCGCAUGUCUGAGGGACACGAGCCGCGCGCCGACGACACCUGCAACGUGGCCACCCAGACUGAUCGGUUGCGGCCGCCGAUGAGCUCGGCGCUAACGAGUUCUGAAAAUUCCGGUUUAGUGAGUUGGAAUGAACAAGCUAGCGGGAGGAAGCUGCCGGUGUACAGUGAAGCACAAAAGACUAAGAGGCCUGUAGUCAACGGGACCGUGAAGUGCCAGUGUGGUGCGCGGAAGGACGAGGAUCGGCGGACGGACGCGGUCCAGCUCAAGACCAACAGCCGGGUCGGCUCCAAGUACCUCCAGGCCUUGGCCAACAGCGACUCUAACCGGUACGUCAAGCGGGAUUCCUCCGUAGGGGAGAAGACGGUACGCAAGAGCCUAUACUCGACCAGAUCUCGUUCCAUUGAGAACUUCCACAACCAAGCGUAUUCCUGUGCGGAACCGCUGCUCGCUAAAAACGCAGUGAUCGAAGAGAACAUGAUCAAACACCACACAUCGUAUGGAGACCUGUAUAAUGGUCGCAUCAGCAGCAAGGAGAGUGUAAAUGGCAACAGACACAGUCCUAGUUUAAACGGACAGUCCACCGACACGGACUACAGCUCUGACGGCGGGUACAAGUCCCUGCCGUCGUCCAUCAACUGUAAUGGUUAUUCGCCGAAGAAGAUCAGUGGUAUCCCCCGGAGGUCUAUCGAGCAGAGGUUUCUUUCCGCCAAGACUGUCAAAGCGAGCGCUGUUUGAACCGCGUCCGUUCGUCUUGAGAGCCAGUUUCGGAUACAAAUGUCAUCAAAUUUAAUGUUUGUACAGUCAGCUGCAGAGAAAAGGCACCCCCCCCCCUUCCUGCAUACAAAGUUCUGUAAAUUAGUAUGGACGUGGGGUACCUUUUUUCUGCAGCUAACCGUACAUGAAAGUGUAUUUUGAUUAUAUUUUACAUUUCUCAUUUCGAUGUCGGAUCCACGGAUAGUAUUGAAUCGCAUCUGUAAUUAACGGGCCUUCUGUGUUCCUAUAUUUGUGCAAUAAGCUGGUGCAUCUCGUUAAAAAUUUGUAGAUUUAUUUUGACAGCACCAAAAUGUACAUUACAGGCCCAUGAACUUGCCAACAGUGCUUUUAGCACGUAUCUAUACCAUUUUACAUAUGUUCCCCAUACUACAUGAUACUUAAAUACAUCCUGAAUCGUAUACUUAUAAUAUUUAGGUACAAAUUCGUGGCUGGCUAUGUGUGUGGAGGAAUUGUGCCAUCAGUCCGUCUCACGGAUGUUGGGGCAACGCUUGUUCGCAUUUAUUGAUUCCACUCGCGAGGCUAAUAAUAAGCUACUAUAUGAACGCGUACUUUAGUUGUUGGAUGCCAAAUUAUAACGGUGUAAUCAUUUCGAUAAAAUUAUGUAUCUCGAUGUAUUCGAACUAAUAACUGUAUUGACCUGAGAUGUAAACAGUCCAUGUUUCGUUUCGUAAUUUUCAAUUGCAUAGAGCAUAUUUUUUUUACUAUCCUAAUUUUAAGGCUAAAAUUUGACUUCUGUAUCAUACAGUUAGCAAAAACAACAGGAACUAAUUUUGUAGGUUUAAUUUACAAAUUUGUAUACAGGCGAUAAAGUGGUUAUCUUAGAUUUUCUAUGGUAGACAAACUAGUAGAUAUAAAGCUGUAAUAUGUGAUAAGAGUGGCUGUAAGAACUUGAUUUGUUUCCACGUUAUAUCUUCCUGUUAACCAUUGUACAGUCCGACAAGAAAUUGUAGAAAUUAAAAAGUGGCAAUACUGUAGUGUCGUCGCGUUUUUCUUACAUUGAUUUGAAAGGGACAACACUACAGUAUUGCCACCUUUUUAAUUUCUACAAUUUCUUGUCGGACUAUAACUAUUAUUGAAAGGUUUAUAAUUUAUUUGCACCUCAGUUAUUUAGUAGCGUCCGUAGGUAUCAUAUAUAGGUACAAACAUGUCCUCUAUAGGUCCCAAUAUUAUGAAGCUACAAAUUAUUAUUUUGAAGAUAAUCUCUAGUAACUCGGAUGACAGAUCUCAUUCAUUUGCCUAUAUACACCAAUGUUGGCAGUUUUUAUCUGUACAGUAAUUUGUAUCUUUAUAACAAUGAGACUAGGCAUUUGUGUUAUCCGGAAGUCAUUUUAAAGCAUUUUGUAUGAUCAGUGUUAACGUAAUUUAUUGUAACUAGCCAUACAUAGUCAAGUUGUAUUAAUCUUCCACGAAGCCUAAUUAUAAAUAUCCUAUAUUGAUACCUAGUAUAUAGGUAAUUAAAGUGUAAUACUUACAACAUCUUCGCGUUACUCAACGUACUUAUGGCUACUUAUCUUAUUUGUUCUCAGUGCUUUCCUACGUUAGUUACGUGAGUCUUAAGCCCACUAGCUUUAGUAAAACAAAAUAUUAUUUUGAAAUUGUUUCAAUAAAUAGUUUUAAUUUUG